UUCACAGUUACAGAAAUGGAGCAGUCACAUUGAUUGCAAUGAACUUGGCUCCUGACCCAGUUCAGAUCUUUCUGCCUGUGUGCUUGUCCUUCAAUGCAGUGGAGGCUUUUGUCCUUCAGUCAAAGCAGCCGGGGCGGGCAGGUCUUUGUUCCAGGUCUGUAAACCUGAAUGGAAAACUAUUGAAGAUGAUGGACGACCAAACUCUUCCUUCCCUGGAAGGAUCCUCUCUGCCACCAGCAGAUCAUCUCCAGCUGCCUUCAUACUCAUUGGCACUUUAUGUGCUUAAAGAUGCUGCAGCUUUGGCCUAUCAGUGACCGUGACAUGAGGUAUCUGGUCUUCUUACAACGUGUCUC
Messenger RNA from Thalassophryne amazonica, 353 nucleotides. RefSeq names its product heparanase (gene hpse). The transcript is spliced from 2 exons. Lineage: Eukaryota; Metazoa; Chordata; Actinopteri; Batrachoidiformes; Batrachoididae. The record is from RefSeq and is a predicted model, not a curated record. The coding region runs from base 39 to 314 and encodes 91 amino acids. Gene Ontology annotation, cellular component: extracellular matrix.